ACGCACCCUCAGCCUCCGCCCCGCCCUUUCUCUCCCCGGCUUCCCGGUCCGCCUGAGGCUCUGGUCUGGCGGCUGCUUUCGGCAGAGUCGCGGCGCAGGGAGAGUCAGUCUCCGCUCCUCACCAUGUCCUACGGCCCCCUGGACAUGUAUCGAAACCCGGGUCCCUCGGGGCCGCCGCUCCGGGACUUCAACAGCAUCAUCCAGACAUGCAGCGGCAACAUCCAGCGGAUCAGCCAAGCCACUGCUCAGAUAAAGAAUUUGAUGAGCCAACUAGGAACUAAACAGGACUCAAGCAAGCUACAGGAGAAUCUGCAACAGUUACAGCAUUCUACAAAUCAGCUUGCCAAGGAUACAAAUGAACUACUGAAAGAAUUAGGGUCCUUGCCCCUUCCCUUAUCUACUUCAGAACAGCGCCAGCAGAAACUUCAGAAGGAACGCCUCAUGAAUGACUUCUCUGCAGCCUUAAACAAUUUCCAGGCUGUGCAGAGAAAGGUAUCUGAAAAGGAAAAAGAGAGUAUUGCCAGAGCAAGAGCAGGAUCUCGCCUUUCUGCGGAGGAGAGGCAAAGAGAAGAGCAGCUCGUCUCAUUUGACAGCCAUGAGGACUGGAACCAGAUGCAGAGCCAGGAGGAUGAAGUGGCCAUCACUGAGCAGGAUCUGGAACUUAUUAAAGAGAGGGAAACAGCAAUUCGGCAGCUGGAGGCUGACAUUUUGGAUGUCAAUCAGAUAUUUAAAGAUUUGGCCAUGAUGAUCCAUGAUCAGGGUGAUCUCAUUGAUAGCAUAGAAGCCAACGUUGAAAGCUCAGAAGUGCAUGUAGAAAGAGCCACUGACCAGUUACAGCGAGCUGCAUACUACCAGAAAAAGUCCCGCAAGAAGAUCUGUAUCCUGGUGCUUGUCCUGUCAUUGGCGGUUGCAAUCCUGGCACUUAUUUUGUGGCUAGUUAAUAAAUGAAGUGAUUUCCUCAGAGCCUUCUCCUGCUAAGCUGUUUUUAUGGGCAAGUGCAGAUUGGAGCCUUGCCAGAACAAACUGAUCACAAGAAGAGAGCAUACUCCAGAACGUCCUGUAAUAAUUUAGUUAGAAACUAACUACUAACUAGUCCUUGGAAUUAGUGAUCUAUGGAGACAGUAUUUAUCAAUUUAUGUAUACAUUUUAUUGAUUUCGCUAAUUAGGAAUUUAUGUGAAUUUUGCUUUCUCUGGUAUCCUAAUUGCCCUUCAUCCCAAGUGUUUGCUAAAAAUUCCAUUGUAGAUAUUGUUUUGACAGGUGACACUCCAGUCUUUGUAUUACUGUCUUUAUGUGUACACAGAUUAACCUUACUAGCAACUGAAAUAAGACUUACCUACUGGCAUCAACCAUAUUGGAGACUGUCAGAAAAUUGUGUAAUAACUCAGCAGUUUUUAAUAUUUAACAUUUGGAUUUUAAUUUCUAAGAAACCUAUCUUGUAACUGCUUUAAAACAUUUUGCAGUGUAUUUGACUGGAAAGUAAAAUAAUGCACAUGUGAUCCAGAUUAAUUCCAGAAGUAUCUAUUUAAAAUGGUCAGUUGUUGGGGGUACCUGUUAAUCUGGGUUUAAAGUUUACUUUAUCGUUUGCUAGUGCCAUCCACAGCAGUUCGUCCAUAUACACUAAACCAUCUUUUUACUUUUUGAAGAGUUCAUUUAACACUACUAUAUUCUGUGGAUGUCUGUCUCCCACCUAUCAAUAUAGAAAGGGAGAAUUAGAUGAAGCAUGCUUUUGGAAAGCAAAUAGGAAUUGCUUGGAAUGACUUGCUUUUUUUGUUGUUGUUUUUCACUUGUGGUUCUACAUUCCUGGUGAAUGAAGAAUGUUGCUGUCAGAGACUGCGCCCCACUCUGUAAGGAUUGCUGGGAAGUUGAUGGCAGAAAAAUUCCAAAAACCACACUAAGUUGGUGUAAAAUUUAAUAUCUGUGGACCUGGUGAUCAAGCAGAGAGCAGGUUCAUUUUUUUGUAAAUACUGGUUUGGAAUAGUGAUGUUAGACCUAUCCUAAUUUAUGAACAAGAGAUUAAUCUCUUCAUGCAUAGUUUUAGACAAAAUGUUUCAAUAAAAUAUUGCUGUCUUGCAGUAUAAAUGUUGUCCACUUCCCUUUUCACAGGUCUAGAACAACUAAAUGGAAUGUAAAUUUGUUAGGAGGUCACUUAAAUGCAAAUUGGACCAAAAAUUUCAGUUCAGUCUUAGUAAAUUAGAGGAUUUAACUACCCUGGAUAUAUUUUUUUCUACUUCUUCCUUUAACGUUUAUCUUCUUGUACUAAACUAAUGUGAACAAUAGGGCAGAAGGGUUCCAAUGCUCAAAUUUCUGGCACCAUUCUACCUACUUAAUAUAAAUAAACAUUUUAAAGGCUUUUGUA
This is a messenger RNA of Sorex araneus (European shrew), 2357 nucleotides long. RefSeq names its product syntaxin 12 (gene STX12). Gene Ontology annotation, biological process: intracellular protein transport; vesicle fusion; vesicle-mediated transport. NCBI's taxonomy places the organism in Eukaryota, Metazoa, Chordata, Mammalia, Eulipotyphla, Soricidae. The transcript is spliced from 9 exons. Gene Ontology annotation, cellular component: synaptic vesicle membrane; endomembrane system; SNARE complex. The record is from RefSeq and is a predicted model, not a curated record. The coding region runs from base 124 to 948 and encodes 274 amino acids. Gene Ontology annotation, molecular function: SNARE binding; SNAP receptor activity.